This is a messenger RNA of Stereum hirsutum FP-91666 SS1, 798 nucleotides long. Its product is annotated as acyl-CoA N-acyltransferase. The transcript is spliced from 8 exons. Bases 16 to 579 code for a protein of 187 amino acids. The record is from RefSeq and is a predicted model, not a curated record. Gene Ontology annotation, molecular function: N-acetyltransferase activity. NCBI's taxonomy places the organism in Eukaryota, Fungi, Basidiomycota, Agaricomycetes, Russulales, Stereaceae.
GUAAGGACUAGUAGGAUGGCCCCCAGACCCAACCCUCCCCACCACGAAAUCAUACCCAUCCCGGUCGGUGCUCCAGACCGUGCUAGUAUGCUCGAGAUGUGCACGAAUGUCAGGAUAGACGUCUUCGUCCACGAGCAGAAGUUCUCUCUGGAUGAAGAGAUCGAUGAGUAUGACGCUACCGCGACGCACUUCUUGCUCCGCCUCUUGCCCUCUAAUGAACCAAUCGGGACAAUACGUGCCUAUUGCUCGUCCGGCGCCACCUAUUACAAGCUCUCCCGACUAGCUGUACUCAAGGAAUACCGCAAGUACAGCUUCGGACGUGAGCUAGUAUUAGCACUGCACGACUGGGUCAAACAGGACGCCACGUCCAGGGGCCUCACCACUGUCAAAAUCGUCAGCCACUCCCAGAUCCCCGUGAAGGGCUUCUACGCUAAAUUUGGUUAUACACCGGAGGGAGAAGAGUUCGACGAAGACGGAGCGCCCCACCAGAAGAUGAUCCUCCACCUCUCCCUCUCCACCACCACCACCACCACCACCACCUGCGUGCCCCUCUCACCUGCCCCCGAAUCCGAAGCCUGAAGCCUGAAGCGCCCCCGAACCUUCAUCCUCGUCCUAAUCCUUGUCUCCUCUUCCGCCUCCCUGCCCCUCUCACCUACCCCCGAAUCCGAAGCCUGAAGCGCCCCCGAACCUUCGUCCUCGUCCCAAUCCCCGUCUCAGUCCCAUCCACUCCCAACCACAUAACCCAAACAUUGCUUCCAAAUGACAUCCAUAAAGUGUCCCCCUUUUUUUCGUUCAUUC